AUGAGUUAGACAGAACAACAGGAGAAUAAUUAUGAUGCAUAAUACUUGGAGAUAUUUGGUUGCAAUCAUUCUACAAGAUAGAUGCAUUCUGAAAAAUUGAUUUGUCAAUAAUGCGGCAUAUUUAUCAACAGUGUAAUAGAGUUGUUUUAAAUUAAAGUCGACCACAAGAGUCUUCAAAACAAUCAAGAUGAAGUACAACACCUUUUCUCAAUCCCUUAAAUUAAUAUUGGGCAAUAUCUUGGCUCCUUUUGA
Molecule: messenger RNA, 252 nt
Organism: Paramecium tetraurelia
Lineage: Eukaryota; Ciliophora; Oligohymenophorea; Peniculida; Parameciidae
Exons: 1
Source: RefSeq, a predicted model, not a curated record